Messenger RNA from Phragmites australis (common reed), 4563 nucleotides. RefSeq names its product DEAD-box ATP-dependent RNA helicase 42-like. Gene Ontology annotation, cellular component: nucleus. Gene Ontology annotation, molecular function: nucleic acid binding; RNA helicase activity; ATP binding. Bases 100 to 3318 code for a protein of 1072 amino acids. Gene Ontology annotation, biological process: mRNA splicing, via spliceosome. The transcript is spliced from 5 exons. Lineage: Eukaryota; Viridiplantae; Streptophyta; Magnoliopsida; Poales; Poaceae. The record is from RefSeq and is a predicted model, not a curated record.
GAAAAAAAAUCGCAGCACGAAACGAAGAUUCCCUCACCAUUCCCCACCACAUCCACGUCUAGGGUUUCCGCCUUCCCGAAUCCUCCGCUCGCCGCCGCCAUGGGCUCCGGCGACGAUGAGCGAACCACCACCGCCUCUAUGCACCACCACCGCGACAAGGACAAGGACCGAGACCGCUCAUCCUCCCGCCGCAACCGCAACAAGGACCGAGAGCGCUCCUCCUCUCGCCACCACCGCGACGACAGGGACGGCGACCGGGACCGCCGCCACAGGGAGAAGGACCGGGAUCGCGAGGAGAGGAAGGAUCGGGAGGAGAGGAAGGAGCGGGAGGAGCGGGAGGAGAGGAAGGGGCGGGAGCGGGAGGAGCGGGAGAGGGAGAAGGAGAAAGAGAAGGAGCGGGAGAGGGAGAAGGAGAAAGAGAAGGAGCGGGCGCGGGAGGAGCGGGAGCGGGAGAAGGAGCGGGAGCGGGCGCGGCGGCGCGAGGAGAGGGACCGCGAGGAGCGGGAGAGGUCGAGGCGGCGGGAGGCGGACGGCGAGGAGGACGAGGACCACGACCACAAGCGCCGCCGCCGGUCCUCGCACCACCACCGGGACGCGGAGGCGGAGGCGCCCAGGGAGGAGGUGGACGAUGAGGAGGCGGAGAGGCGGCGGCAGCGGAAGAAGGAGGGCAUGGAGGCCGAGCAGCAGCGCCUUGAUGACGAGAUGGAGCGGCGGCGGCGCCGCGUCAAGGAGUGGCAGGAGAAGCGCCGCGAGCAGCAGCAGGACGAUGACGCCGGUGGUGCUUCUGUUGCUUCUGUGGCUCAGGCUGAUGGCAAGGAAGGGAAGAAGUGGACCUUGGAUGGCGAGGAGUCUGAUGAGGAGGUGGAUAAGGAGGAUGGCAAGAAGUUAGAGGAGAAUGGUGGCACUGGUGACAUGGAUGUUGAUUUGCCAAAUGGGGUUAGCGAUGCCAAUGGUGGUGCUGGUAUGGAGGAGGACGAGAUUGAUCCGCUCGAUGCGUUCAUGAACACCAUGGUGUUGCCGGAGGUUGCGAAGCUGGGGAGUGCUGCGGUAGCAAUGGACAGCGUGUCUGCUGCCGGUGCGGAUGACAAGAAUGAUAAGAGCGCAAAGGAUGUUGUUAGUAAUGGAGAUAAGAAAGGGCCAAGGAGGGUGAUGGGGAGAAUUAUGCAAGGGGAUGACUCGGACUCGGAUUAUGAUGAUGCUGAUGAUGAUGGGGCUGGAGUGGAGGAUGAGGAAGACGAGGAGUUCAUAAAGCGCGUCAAGAAGACAAAGGCUGAGAAGCUGGCAGUUGUUGACCAUUCGAAGAUUGACUACGAACCGUUCCGGAAGAAUUUCUAUAUUGAGGUGAAGGAUGUUACGAAGAUGACAUCUGAGGAAGUGGCAGCCUAUAGGAAGCAGUUGGAGCUCAAGGUGCAUGGGAAAGACGUGCCCAAGCCAAUAAAGGCAUGGGUACAGAGUGGGCUGACAAGCAAGCUCCUUGACACCAUCAAGAAGCUUGGUUUUGAGAAACCGAUGCCUAUACAGGCACAAGCGUUGCCGGUCAUAAUGAGUGGACGUGAUUGUAUUGGAAUUGCAAAGACUGGAUCUGGCAAGACUCUAGCGUUUGUCCUUCCGAUGCUGAGGCAUGUCAAAGACCAGCUGCCUGUUGUUCCUGGAGAUGGUCCUAUUGGGCUUAUUAUGGCUCCUACCAGAGAACUUGUGGUGCAGAUACAUUCAGACAUUAAGAAGUUCUCUAAGGUGCUUGGCAUCAACUGUGUUGCUAUCUAUGGAGGUUCUGGGGUUGCGCAGCAGAUUAGCGAACUGAAGAGGGGGGCUGAAAUUGUCGUUUGUACACCGGGCAGGAUGAUCGAUAUCCUUUGCACUAGCAGCGGAAAAAUUACUAACCUUCGGAGAGUGACGUUCUUGGUUAUGGAUGAAGCUGAUAGGAUGUUUGACAUGGGUUUUGAACCUCAGAUUACUCGGAUAGUUCAGAACACACGGCCAGAUAGGCAGACAGUACUUUUCUCUGCCACUUUUCCACGGCAGGUGGAGAUACUGGCACGUAAGGUGCUGACUAAGCCCGUCGAGAUUCAGGUGGGUGGGAGGAGUGUCGUGAACAAAGAUAUUGCACAAUUGGUUGAGGUGCGACCAGAAAGUGAGAGGUUCUUCAGGCUGUUAGAGUUGCUUGGUGAUUGGUUUGUUAAGGGGAAAAUUCUUGUUUUUGUCCACUCGCAAGAUAAAUGUGAUUCUCUACUCAAAGACUUGUUCCAGCAUGGAUAUCCAUGCCUGUCUCUACAUGGUGGUAAAGAUCAGACUGACCGUGAAUCAACUAUUGUUGAUUUCAAGAGCAAUGUCUGCAGCUUGCUGAUCGCGACUAGUGUUGCUGCUAGGGGUUUAGAUGUGAAGGAACUUGAGCUGGUUGUCAAUUAUGAUGUCCCUAACCAUUAUGAGGAUUAUGUUCAUCGUGUUGGGCGAACGGGUCGUGCUGGUAGAAAGGGCUUUGCUGUGACUUUUAUUUCUGAGGAAGAGGAGCGGUAUGCACCAGACCUUGUUAAGGCUCUGGAGCUCUCUGAACAAGCUGUCCCAGAGGACUUGAAAGCCCUAGCCGAUCGGUUUAUGGCAAAGGUGAAGCAGGGAACAGAGCAGGCCCAUGGUACAGGUUAUGGUGGUAGUGGUUUCAAGUUCAACGAGGAAGAGGAUGAAGCACGAAAAACCGCAAAGAAGGCUCAGGCAAGGGAAUAUGGAUAUGCGGAGGACAAAUCAGAUUCAGAUUCUGAUGAGGAAGGGGGGGUGCGUAAAGCGGGAGGUGACUUGGCAGCACAAGCUAUUGCCAAUGCUCAAGCAGCUGCUGCUUUGGUUGCAAACAAGGCUGCUAGUAAUGCUAAUCAGCAAAUACCAGGAUCUGCGGCAGUCCCCUUGAUUCCUAUACUCGCUGCACCUAACCAACAAAACGACGAGGCCACAGCUCGUGCACUUCAGGCUGCACUGAACUUACAGCAAAAUCUUGCAAGGAUACAGGCCCAUGCAGUACCAGAACACUAUGAGGCUGAACUUGAGAUUAAUGAUUUCCCACAGAACGCUCGCUGGAAGAUCACUCACAAAGAGACAUUGGCUCCUAUUCAGGAUUGGACUGGAGCUGCUGUCACUACAAGGGGAACAUAUAUUCCUCAAGGAAAAAUUGUUGGUGCGAAUGAGCGCAAGCUGUACCUGUUUAUUGAGGGUCCGACUGAGUCGUCUGUGAAGAAGGCGAAAGCAGAAUUAAAACGUGUCCUUGAGGAUUGUGCCAACCAGGCUCUGAAUCUUCCUGGAUCAGCUCAAACAGGAAAGUAUUCUGUUAUUUGAGUUGCAGAGAAGAUUAGGAAUGGCCAAAUGUUGGAGAUGUAGGGACCUUCUUGAGAAGCUUAUGAUGGUUUGCACACCACAACGCCGUCGUUGGAUUGCUACUUCCUAUAUCUGAAUUGUCUCCAGCUACGCAAUUAAUUUUUAACCUAAGUCUUUAUAAGACACCUAAUGGUUACUUAAUCUCAUGGUUAUUAUGGAAAUUGUCUAACGCCAUUGUUGGAUUGUGGUGCUUCGACAGUUUCUACUGACGAGUUUUGGUUGCCUUUGGACAGAAGGUUUAGAAAUCUGGCGGUGGCUGGCCUGUUAGUGCCGUAGUGCAAAGGAAGGUGCUCAGCUUUCUGGCGCGGUUUUGAAAGUGCUGGUGUACAUAUUUGCCUAUUGGGAAGCUGAGAAGCGAUAGUUUUCUCUUUUGAUGCACUGUUGUUGUUGCAAGCGGAGGAUCAGCGUAGAUAUGUUUAUGAGGCGCCGCUGCUGUUGCUGGCUGAGGAGGCUGGACUACGCUUGUAUGGUUCCAUUUUCAUAACAUUUUUCCAAACUUUGCCUCUGAUCUUAUGGAGACACUCCUUUUCUUAAAAAGAAAAGGAUAAUUGAAUAUGAACCAGACAAUAUGACAGAAAUGAUAGCAGAAGGAGGGGUUAUCUUUCGGCGUGGAUCCACAAAGCAUCGAAACAGUGGCGUCGUUGUGUUGUGUGGCUCCUCUGAUUUUCCUGGUUGGCUGGGUGUCGCCGAGCAAGCUCGGCGUCUCAGAAUGACAGAAUCUCGUCUUGGGCUACUCCAGUUCUACUACAUCUCUGUUGCUGCAUUCUUGCUCUCGGGAUCCUAAGAGCUGGUAUGGUCUUGCUCCUAUCAUUCUCAUUCCCGAUCUCCAUCUAACCUUCCUUGCUGCUGGCCGUCAUACCCCGCCAUUGCUCCGGCGAGCACCAUUGCCACUACCAUUCUCUGGCCGUUUUGAGUCCGACCUGGAGCUUGCAGCAACUUGGAAAGCGUCAGUGGCCAUUUUCUGGGAAGAAUUGGACGAUGGUGUUGCUUUUUGUGGCAACUAUUUGUGUCCCUUACACGGAAUUGGUUAACGGCUUGUUUCAGCCUGCUUGAUCACUCUAAUUAACUGUGACCAAGGGAAAUUUACUGUCGGCUGCUUGAAAGAAGUGAUGUCUCGAAAGUAACCACGCACAGGGAAGAAAUUAGAGAUAAUUUUCUAUAUGCUACAGAAUGUUAAUGAAAUUCUUGAUUUGUUACUGAAUCAUA